AGCGGAACCGGUAGCCGGGUAGCCGCCGUCAGCCUCUCGAGAGUCAGACCAGGCAAAGGAGGAGAAACCCUAGGGUUAAAUUGCCCACGCUCCCUUGGCGGCGCAGAUCCUUCUCUCUGAGACCGCAGCGCCUUGCGUUCUUGCCAUGUCGCGACCUCGAGCCGCCGCCGCCCAAUCCAGCGCCGCGUCCGCCGCCACCGUGCUCAAGCCCCCCGCGGACGCCCCCGUCCGCACGCCGAACUCGAAUCCCAUCCCGACCCCCUUCGCUUCCCACUUCCGUCCCCUCGGCCUCGGCGCUCUGCCGCCGGCGCCGUAUCCGGCACCUUUCUACUACAUGGGGCGGCCGCCACUAUUCCCGCCCGUCAUGCCGCCCGGCGCGUUCCCCGGGCCUAGCAUGUACCCGCCUCUGCCACCACCGCCGGGUGGAUUUGUUCCACACCCAGGCAUCCCCUCCCCCCAAUUCGUAAUGGUUGUGCUGUGAUGCGCCCCCCUGCAAGAAAGGCGAGCCUCAUGUUUGUUUCAGAAGAUCUAAUGAUCUUACACGACCUUUGGUGUGUUUCCACGACCUUGAUAUGUUUGGUACCCUGCAAGAAAGGCGGGCCACAUGUUUGUUUCAGAAGAUCUGAUGAUCUUACACGACCUUUGGUGUGUUUCCACGACCUUGAUGUGUUUGUUGAUCCUAGCUAUAUCGCAAAUCCUGACUUUCCACAGCCUCCAAACUUCCCUCCAAGCCUCAUAUAUCCCCCUGUUGGUCCUUUCUCACAUCAACAGUCAGUUGUUAUUCCUGAGAGUUCUGGGUCUGUGGCUAUGGACAGACCACCUAGCCUACCUGUUGCUCCAGCUAGUGAACCACAUUUUAUAGUGUAUGUCGGCAACAUUGCAUCAACAGUGGAUAAUGAUUUCUGUCUUUCUCUUCUUCAGGUCUGUGGACUUGUAAAAAGUUGGAAGCGAGUAAGCAAUCCUUGUGGUGGAACUCCUAUUAAAUUGGGCUUUUGUGAGUUUGGAUCUGGCGAAGACAGUCUUCGUGCCAAGCGGUUUCUCAACAAACUGAGUGUUGAUGGUCAAGAACUAGUGGUUAAUGUUAAUGCCGCCACGAAAGAGUACCUUGAGAAAUAUGGUGAGAAUGCUACAGAAGAGAAGGUCGAAGAAGCAGAAAUGCAAAAGAUACGUUGUAUGGUUGAAGAGAGACGGAGGACUAAACUUCCAGGUUCACCAACUUCACCAGUCCAGACCUCUGCCAGUAUUGGUGAUGCGGAUGGUGAUGGUAAUAUAAGGGGUAGUGCACUGGAGGAGAGGAAAGUCAGGAGACGAUGUGAAAAAGAGGAACAUUUAGGGGAAAUGAAAGCUCCGGGUUCACAAGGUUGGGAAGGUAGAGAAGUGACUGCAGCUGUAAAGUCUUCUCUGCAAAUUGAUGCGGCAUCAUCAAUGGAUGUGGCUAAGAAGCAUAAUACAGUUAAUGAUGAGAGGAAAAGUCAGCACAAUGCAAAAGGAGAUGGGUUUCAUAAGAGCAACGAUGAAGAAAAGGGCACUGUGUCUGUACCAGCUUUAGUCUCAGAUAAGCAGAACAACAGUGCCCCAGGAGAGAAAGUAGGUUUUGAAUUGCAGUCAACAUCCAAGUCGGUGGACAAGAAAACUUUGGAUGCGGAACAGUUGCUUGCUACUGUCCCGAAGACAAAGGAAGAACUAUUUGCCUAUGUUAUUAAUUGGGAAAUUUAUGAUAAGCAUGGAUUGCAUGCGAAAAUUAUGCCUUGGGCUUCAAAAAAGGGCUCUCAAUAUUUGGGUGAGGUGUUAGCAGCGUUUGUGGAUUAUAUUAUAUUCUCUUAGCCAUCAAAGAACAUGUUGAUGCAGCUGCAAUCUUGGAGCCACUUGCUGGUCAUUUGGAAGAUGAUACAGAAAAGUUUUUCCUCUCAUUGUGGAGGAAACUAAUAUUUGAAAUUAAGAAAGUAGAAACAGGGCUAGCAUGAAGAUGAGGCCAUGUCAGUGCCCUCUUGUUACUCAAGUUGCUGGAUGAUUUCGAAGGAACUGGUGCUGCACAACUGUUCCAGCGACUUGUGAGAUGCAACUGUCUGUUGAUGUCUCAGAAGAAAUCUGUCAAUUCGGGCACUGUGUAAUUCAUGCUCCCUGGUUAUCUUGAAUUCAUGAUGCUUUAGUGGCACAAGACUUUAAAAAAAUUGUAAGCUUUGUUUGCUGGAUGUUUUGACGCUAUGUUGAAUCUUUGUCCGUUCAGUUUAUGUAAACUAAGCAUGGUGGCAGAGUUUGUUUUGAUUAUUUAAAAAGUUGGAUCAAGCCUAUGUGUUCGUCA
Molecule: messenger RNA, 2302 nt
Organism: Brachypodium distachyon (stiff brome)
Lineage: Eukaryota; Viridiplantae; Streptophyta; Magnoliopsida; Poales; Poaceae
Product: RNA-binding protein 25
Exons: 8
Coding region: 481-1824 (447 amino acids)
Biological process (GO): mRNA processing
Molecular function (GO): RNA binding
Source: RefSeq, a predicted model, not a curated record